This is a messenger RNA of Trichoderma harzianum CBS 226.95, 822 nucleotides long. RefSeq lists its product as hypothetical. NCBI's taxonomy places the organism in Eukaryota, Fungi, Ascomycota, Sordariomycetes, Hypocreales, Hypocreaceae. The record is from RefSeq and is a predicted model, not a curated record. Bases 1 to 822 code for a protein of 273 amino acids. The transcript is spliced from 2 exons.
AUGGUUCAGAAGGCGCCGCAGGUUGUGGCAACGCCGCUGCCACCACCUACUGUACCAGCUGGACCGUUAACCUUGAGCGGCAAAGUCUUUGCCAUCACAGGCGGCGCCAGCGGGAUUGGUUUGGCGACUGCCCAAGUUUUGUCAAGACGAGGAGCGGUCGUAUGCAUCGCCGAUGUAGAUCCUGAAGCAAUGAAGGCUGCCGAAGUCUACUUCACCUCGCUGCAAGUGCCUCACAUGAUCACAAAGGUGGACGUUUCCAAGCGAAAGGAGGUCGAUGCCUGGAUCGAGUCGAUUGUCAAGGAGCAUGGCCGACUGGACGGCGCGGCCAACGUAGCAGGAGUGAUUGGAAAAUACCACGGCGUGUCUCCAGUUUCAGAGCUCGACGAUGACGAGUGGGAUAGGAUUAUUGGCGUGAACCUGACUGGCACCAUGUACUGCAUGAGGGCUGAGCUCAGGAAUAUGAACGAUCGCGGAUCCAUUGUCAACGUUUCCUCGAUUCACGGUCUCAAGGGCUUUGCUAGACAUGGUGCAUAUGACGCAAGCAAGCACGGCAUCGUCGGUUUGACACGAGCAGCCGCCCUCGAGAACGGAGAGCGCGAGAUUCGCGUCAACAGCGUAGCUCCAGGCGCCAUAUAUACGCCCCUCAUGCAAAAGAACUGGGACUUUUCAGGUCGACCAAAGGACGCCGCGUUUGAUGAUCCCACGGCCUUUCAGCGACAGGGUACAGCUGAGGAGACGGCAAAUGUCAUUGCUUUCCUGUUGGGUCCGGAGAGCACGUUUGUUAGCGGAAGCGUGUACAAGGUAGACGGCGCGUGGAUUUGA